GCCACUAAGCGAAAACGUCAACACAAUUGCCUGUGUCGAGUGGUAGUGUGGUCGCGCCGAGUGUAUUUUUGUGAAGUUUUCCAUGCGUUGCGAUUGAAAAAAAGAAGAAGAAAAGAAACAGUAUCACGUUGAGCAUAAAUUACCGCGACGCUGAAUUUUUCCUUUUUUUUCCGUCGUUGAAAAAUAAGAAAUUGUUUGCAAAAAAAAAGAAAAAGAAGAAGAAGAAGAAGAGGCCAAAAGAAUCACUUACAUCGUUGUAUAAAACAAAUAGACUGUCCGUAUAUGCGCUUUGAAUACGUUGCUUCAAAUCGCGAUUCUUAAUCGUGGACGUUAAAUCAAUUUUGCCCGUUGCCAAUCGCUUCAAAAUCAAACUGGGUAUGGAAAAAUUGACGGCCGAACGGAUGUGACCUUCCUGGAAUUCAUUGGAACUGCGGCAAUCUAGAACAAUCAGCGAUUUGGUCGGCGAUCUCAGCUCCGACUGUAGCCAUUCCUUUGACACCGCAUCGAUAUUGUGCUCGGGCAUUUUUGAAACUCGGCCGUUUUUUUUUUCUUCUGUUCGUUCACUUCUCGCGUCGUUUCUCGACAAGGGUAUUUUUCUUGUUUAAAAAAAAAAACAAGUUGUUGUUCGACUUGAAGCAGAAAAUUAAAGCAGAGAAGAAUCCUUGUCUACGUUGGAGGAUCCUCAAACGCGUUUCGUCUAUUUAUUUGAAAAUCGAACCAAUUCAAUUAGGUUGUCUCUUUCAGAGGCUGAAACAACGAGAUACAGUGACCGAGAGAGAGAGAGAGAGAGAGAGAGAGAGAGAGAGAGAGAGACUCAGGGAACGACAUAUAGAAGCAAGCAAAAAAACCGUAGAGCCGUAGACAGUGAACAAAAGAGAGAAAGAGAAGAGACGCGAAACAAUGUCAGCCGAACGCAUUAAAAGUGGCAAGAACAAUAAUCUACGUCCAUUUGAAAAAGUUCCCAUUUUUGUGGUUGAGGACCAUAAUGAUGUGCUUCAAUUCGUGUAUAGGUGUCUGGGCGCCAGACGUAUCCCAUUCACCUCCAACAAAAUUAUCCAUUUCGACUCACAUCCCGACAUGACCAUACCAAAAUCGAUGCCCGCCGAAUUUGUGCGCGACAAAGAGAAAUUGCUGGAUACGCUGUCGAUUGAAAAUUGGCUAAUGCCCACCGCUUAUGCCGGUCACAUUGAGCAAUUGAUUUGGAUGAAACCGCAUUGGGCCACACAAAUUGCCGAUGGUGACUAUGAAUUUUCGAUUGGUGACCACGCCGGAUACAUUCGAUGUGAUUCACCGCUUGAGUAUUUCCUCGGCGAGGGCACCUAUCAGCCGAAAUGUAAUUUAAAUAAUCAACGCCUAAUCAAUCUGAGGGUAUUCACAUUGGAUGACCCGUUGAUAACCGGUCAACAGCAGCAGCCGUCUCAAUCACGACAAGUUGAAUUUCAAAAUUGCGUCGAUGAGGCCAACGACGGCUUUAUACUGGAUAUUGAUUUGGAUUUUUUUAGCACCGCCAAUCCAUUUAAAAAAAUGCUCGAAGAAGGCGUUUACACCGAUCUCAAACGGUUGUUCAAGGCUGAUUUCUUUGAAUCGGUCUUUGACUCAAAGGCCACCGAAGAUGAUUUGGUUGCAUUUACAAAACGACGCUCCGGAUUUCUAGAUGCUUUGGAGAACGUUUUUCAACAGCUUGACCGUAAUAUUGCCGCUGAAAAUCUUGCCAUUGCCGACAAUUUGGAAAAGUGCAAAGUUCAAAUAUUCGAUUUGAUACGCGACGUGAAAAAACAACACCCAAACAAUGAAAUCGCAUGGCAAACAAUAUUUGACGCUGGCUGCACCUUCGACUCAAACGAACUACCUCAUCAUAUUUCCAGUGAACAAGAAAUUGAGCGUCUCAUUGCGAUUUUUAAGCAAUUCUUAGAAUCAUUUCGGAACACACCGUCAAUAAUUACGAUUUCAAGGUCAUCAGAGGAUGAUUAUUGCCCAGCCGAACAAGUUGAAUUCAUACAACAGCUCGUCUUAGGUACCAUUUAUAGAGUGUACGGCGAUCGAGUCAAUCAAAAACCGAUACUUUUUUACAGGGAUGAAAAUUGGAGUGUAUAGGCAUCUUAAGUUAAAUCCUUGUUAUAUCCAUUUAAAUUCCGAAACAUUUGAUACAAUUCAAAAUAAAGCUCUUGAAGAAAAAUACAA
Molecule: messenger RNA, 2181 nt
Organism: Sitodiplosis mosellana (orange wheat blossom midge)
Lineage: Eukaryota; Metazoa; Arthropoda; Insecta; Diptera; Cecidomyiidae
Gene: MESR6
Product: UPF0489 protein C5orf22
Exons: 3
Coding region: 901-2094 (397 amino acids)
Source: RefSeq, a predicted model, not a curated record